Sphaerodactylus townsendi is the source of this 7460-nucleotide messenger RNA. RefSeq names its product homer scaffold protein 1 (gene HOMER1). Lineage: Eukaryota; Metazoa; Chordata; Lepidosauria; Squamata; Sphaerodactylidae. Gene Ontology annotation, molecular function: G protein-coupled glutamate receptor binding. Gene Ontology annotation, biological process: regulation of store-operated calcium entry; G protein-coupled glutamate receptor signaling pathway. Gene Ontology annotation, cellular component: cytoplasm; dendrite; plasma membrane. The coding region runs from base 1696 to 2763 and encodes 355 amino acids. The record is from RefSeq and is a predicted model, not a curated record. The transcript is spliced from 9 exons.
AGCCGAUGGAGACAGACCAGGCAGGUGCUGCCGCGUGGGGGAAACGGUGGCUGCGGAAUAGCCCAGGGACGCUGCACCGGCCACAGUGAGAGCGGAGGGGGAGAGACCCUCGAGUAACCGGCUUGGAUCGUUGACACGCCGCAGCAUUCAGGCUUCUCCCCGCUCUCCUCCCACCUCCGCCGGGCUAUUUUUUUUUUAUCGGCGGCUGCAGGCGCCGGUGGGAGGGACGGUGCGAGGAGAGAAGGAUCGGGGCGCCCCCUCCGCCCUGCGCUCCGCCCACCCCUCUCGGGGCCUCGAGUGAGGGGAAGGGCUGCGCUGCGCGGGAAACCGGCAGAGGGAGGCGAGCCUGAUUGACGGAGGCGGAGGCGUGCGCGCGGGCGGGGGAGGGCGGAGAGGGAGGCCGGAGGUGUGAGGAGAGGGAGGAGGAUGUGAGCGGGCGGCGUGGGGUGGUGCACAGCUGGGGCACGGACCGAGCCUGGCAGCGGAAGAUCCCCCUCCACCGUGCAGAGGGUGCCCCGAGGUGCGAGAGGGGCACCUUCCUCUUCACUCCUCCGCCGCAGCUCCGUUGGUGCAGAGAGGGGCGGCAGGGGCUCUGCUGCGCUCGACUCCGCCACCCCUCCUCCUCCUCCGCCGCCGCCGUUACUGUGAAUGAUUGAUCUGCCAGCCCUCCGGAGGAAGAUGCUCGCCUGCUGCAGAAACGGGGCGUGAUUGGAGGGCUGGGGGGACCAGCCGUUUGCCCGACCCAGCCGGGGUCAGAACCGGGUGCCCCGCGCCCAUCUCCGCCGCGGCUCCCUUUUUCUCAUCCCGCCACCUCCCGACUCCGGUUCCUCCCCACCCCAUCACAUCCUUCGUAAGGGGAUGCGCGGCUGGUGCCCUGCCGCCGCCGCCGCCGCGCUACCGGAGCCCGAUGUCAGCGCCAGCGAAGCGGCUCCCUCCGCCUGCUGCUCGGGAAAAUGAAGCGACACCCCCCGUCUUCCUGCUGCUGCUGCUGCUGCUGCUGCCGCCGGCGGGGGUGUUAGAGGCAAGGGCGGCGUGGAGCGCUGCGCACACCGCAAGCCCCAUCCCGCUCUGCACCUGAGGACGGACGGGCGGACUGCUCGCCUGCCGGGAGCUCUUGGCUGCUCUAGAGCCAUUGCGAUCGGACUGCCCGGGGGGGCAUCGGCGCUGCCGUUGGGGUUGGCAUAACCCCCCUGCCAGAGGCAAGUGCCUCCGCCUUCCCCCUGCAGAAGGAAGGUUGGCUGGUGCUGCUACUGCUUCUACCUCCUCCUUGUCCGCCUCCUGGCAAGGAGCUGAAGCUGCCCUGGACCCCGUGCUGCAGGGGAGGGGUCUGCGGAGAAGAAGACGGGCUCCGGGAGGCUAUGGGGAACGUUCCCAUUGGGCUUGCUCCUUAGGCAAGACCUCCCUUUCUCCUCAAAAGGGUUGUGAUCCCCCACCCCCCACACACCUGGCUUCGCUCCCACAUGCCUGUAGGCUUGUAGCCUUUAAAUCCUGCUGAGAGGUGCUUAGGGCCACCUGGAUUUGUGGAAACACCUGGGAUCUACAGCCAGAAAGGCAGAAAGCCAGACAAGUAACAGGAGUGUCAGCGCGGCGUUGCUUAGCAGGCUACUCUUGCAGCUCUGUCACAGGGUGAAGAAAAUCCUUUUUAGGAAUUUGGCUGCUUAAACAACUUGCAUUUGCACGUCUCCAUUGGUCAUCAUGGGGGAGCAACCCAUCUACAGCACCCGAGCUCAUGUCUUCCAGAUAGAUCCUAAUACGAAGAAGAACUGGGUUCCCACCAGCAAGCAUGCUGUUACUGUAUCCUACUUCUAUGACAGCACAAGAAAUGUCUAUAGGAUAAUCAGCUUGGAUGGCUCAAAGGCAAUAAUAAAUAGUACCAUCACGCCCAACAUGACAUUCACAAAAACAUCACAGAAGUUUGGCCAGUGGGCAGAUAGCAGAGCAAAUACUGUGUAUGGCUUGGGAUUUUCGUCCGAACAUCAUCUUUCAAAAUUUGCAGAAAAGUUUCAGGAAUUUAAAGAAGCUGCAAGACUAGCUAAGGAGAAAUCCCAAGAAAAGAUGGAAUUAACAAGUACGCCUUCACAGGAAUCUGCAGGAGGUGAUAUUCAAUCCCCUCUUACGCCUGAGAGCAUUAAUGGGACAGAUGAUGAAAGAACAACUCCAGAAGUGACCCAAAACUCAGAACCAAGGGCUGAACCCACCCAGAAUGCUUUGCCAUUUGCACAUAGUUCAGCAAUCAGCAAGCACUGGGAGGCGGAACUCGCUACGCUCAAGGGUAACAAUGCCAAGCUUACCGCAGCUCUGCUCGAGUCCACUGCCAACGUGAAACAAUGGAAACAACAGCUUGCGGCGUAUCAGGAGGAAGCAGAGCGUCUACAUAAGCGGGUGACUGAGCUGGAGUGUGUUAGUAGUCAAGCAAAUGCGGUCCACACUCAUAAAACAGAACUAAACCAGACAAUACAAGAAUUAGAAGCAACGCUGAAGAAAAAGGAGGAGGAAAUAGAAAAAUUGAGGCAAGAAAUUGAUAAUGCCCGUGAGCUUCAAGCACAGAGAGACUCCUUAACUCAGAAGCUACAAGAAGUGGAAAUUCGAAACAAAGACCUAGAAGGACAGCUCUCUGAUCUUGAACAACGCCUGGAAAAAAGUCAGAAUGAACAAGAAGCUUUUCGCAAUAACUUGAAAACACUUUUAGAAAUUCUCGAUGGCAAAAUCUUUGAACUAACAGAACUACGAGAUAACCUGGCCAAGCUAAUAGAAUGCAGCUAAAGGAAAUGGAAUCUCAGUGCCAAACAUCUUAAAGAUGCACUGUCUCUCUUCAUAGGACUUCGUUGGGCUCUGCAUCAAAGUUGCACAAAAUUAGAAAAAAAAAAUGCUCCCCCAGGAGGGUCUAUUUUAAAUUUUCAGCCGCAUAUUUCAGUGUAAAAUUUUAGAAUUCAGCUUGUAUCUAGUUGAAAAAAAAUAAAAUAACUUGAAUUACAAAUUACCUCCUUGUAUAUAAUUGGCCAUAGAUAACUCGAAAGAUAUUAACAGUAAUUGAAUGCAAUCCUUUUCUAAUUAUUAGCCAGUGAAAGAAUGAGAAGUGGCCCAGAUGACGUCCUUUUUAGCAUUAGACACAAUGUAGAUGAUCUGCUUUUUUUCCUCCUUUCCUUUUCCUUUUUGUUAUGGUACCUAAUUGCUGUGUUUUGUGCAAGAACUUUGUGAUGACAGCCCUUGUCUUUUGUUGUAAUCUUAAUAAUUUCUCAGGAUAUUUUGCACUGUUGAGAAACAGUGCAUUACCAAUUAAUUCUUGCCAGGAGUGAGAGAGAGUUGCAUCUUUAAUUCAAACCUAAUGAAUAACUGCUUGUAUAGAGUUCUUCCCUUUUUUAUACUGGAAGAUACUGUAUUUAUUUACGAUGUUCACUCUGGUGUUCUAUAAUAUUGUCCAGUGUAUGGUUUACUUUUCCCUAUUUUAUGUCCAUGUAUGUAGAAGUUCUGUAUCCCAUUUUGUCAUACAUUUUGAAGCCAAUCAGUGAAGACAGGUGAGUCCCUCCGUGUAUUUUAAAAUUUGGUACAUACAGAUAAGCAUCAAACUAGUCUUAUUAAAUAUCACACAGGUUUAAUGUUUAUUGUUACUUAAAAUAUUUUACUACUUUUAGCAAGAAACUCAUUGAUUAUCAAUGCAGCUUUCUAUAGCAGCUAAACAGCUAUUGCCAGGGCAUUCCCUUUAUGUUGACCGUAUUAAACCAAGAUAAUUUUUUGAGAGAACCUAUAUAAUCAUGAGACAUUGAAAUAGAGAUUUUUGUUUUCUCUGUUGGAUCUUGACAUCUCAUCUUUACCAAAAACCACACCAGGCAAUAUUCUGAACUUCAAAGCAGGAAUUGAAUUCAGUUAUCCUCAGUGAACAGUUUUUAAGUUGUUUUGAUGUAAUUUACAAAGACUUUUGCCAAACGUAUAUUUCUUUAUAUACUAUUUUUAUUUUAAGGUAAAAAAAAACCGGAAAGGUAAACCAAGUGUCACAUGUCUGCUAACUGAAUGGGAACUGCAUUAUGGGACAGUCUUGCUGUAAAUUGUCUAAUAUUGGAAAGGAUUUUUUAAAAAAAAUGAAAAAGAAUCAGCCACAAUGAUGCACUCAUCUUUUCUUUAUGUUCAGAUUAAUUUGAUGGUCAGAUACAAAAUCCACCUUAAAUAUUAAGUCUCUGUAAUAGGCAAUUUUUUUCCACUUAAGGACUGCUAUUCAAAACUAGAUAAUAUAAAUCGGGUUUUUUAUGUGUGUACUGUAUGUAUAUACUGUAUAAUACAUGCAUCCUGAUUUGUAUUUGAUGAGAAGAAAAUACAUAGUUUAAUUUCUAAAAUGCUAUGUUAUUUCUCUAUAAUUUAUUAGUUUUUUUCCUGAUGUGUUUUCUGUUUAGCAAAGCAUUAAAUUACCAUGUAUUAUACUGUAUAUACUGUACACACUAAGUUUCAUCCAUAUUUUUGGGUAUUUUAUUACUUUUUUUGUUGGGGAAAUAUUUGUUCAUUGCAUUCAUGGUUAAAAGCUUUCUAUGGUGAUUUUUAAAAUUAAUAGCUAGAUGUUGACGAUGUGUAACUUUAUCAGGUCCAGGGCAGUAGUGAUUACCUGAUUUUAAUUUACCUGGAGAAGUUUGUACCUGAUUCUCUUGCUAUAUGAGUGUCAACUGGGAACAUCUUCAGCAAAGUAUAAAAUUGGUGUAAUUGUAGGAGGAAUCAAGUAUGUUCAUGAUGGGAGUUCUUAAUUAUAAUGUUGGAACUGAAAUUUGAUGGCAAAAAAAUGUGACAUUAUUUUUAAUGAGAUCAAAAUUUUUAAUACAGUGACAUGUACAUGUGGAAAAAUAGUUUACAAAAUAUUUCCACUUAAAUGCUGUAUAUAUGUGUGGUACAAGAAUAUUUCUUUGUAUGCGUACACACACAUACAUGUACAUAAAGUACAUGGAAAAAUUUAAAUGUGCACAUUUUUAAUAUUUUCCUAUUGAAAUUAAAUUUAAAAAUUGGAAAUCAAUAUUUGAGAAUUUCUUUUCUCAUGUAUAUUAAGAUGCUUGACUUUGGGUUCUUUUGUUUGUAAAAAAAAAAUAAAACAUAUGAGGGCUGCACCGUUCAAUUCCCAAAAAGUCAUCUAAUAUGUAUAUGGGAGAAGGUGGAUUUAAGUGCACAUAUAAAUAAAAUCCUAUUGUUAAAAUAUUUUAAUGUUAAUUUACAGUAGGUGAGUGUUUAGAAAUUGUACUAUAAAAAUUAUACUCUAAAGUUCCUAAUUAGGUAAUCAUGCCUACUUUAACCCCUACCCUUCUGUAUUAUUAAGAUGGCAUACUGAAAAAAGUCAUUUUCCCAAGGAGAGGUAUUACAUACUGUAUCUAUCCUAAGAGAAACGAUGGGGAAUAUGUAUAUGCCAGAGAACAAUGUUGGGUACUGUCGAUUACAAAAAAAAAAAGAAAAAAUCAAACAAGAACUUACAUAGGAGAACAAUCACAUUGUGUAUAACUUGUUAUAUGAAAGCUAUGAAGUCUUGUUAAAAAAAUUCUUUUAAAACCCAACAAAAAUACAGUUUUUAUUUUGAAAUACAAUUGCUGUUCUGGAGAAUGUACUUUAUUCAAAAUCUUCUUCUUUAACUCUUUUUAAUAUUAUAAACUGUUCAAUGGAUGGCAGCGUUUACCUUAAUCCUUCAGGUGCUACUGGAUUUUGAAUCAGAGUGUCAUGUUGUGAAUUCUGACUUUGACAUAAAAAAAAGGUUUUAUAAGUAUAUCCCCGUCUGGAAGUUGGUUUUUGGGCCCUUUUUCUCACACCUCUACUCCAGAAUGAACCAUUUCACUCAUCAAACUUCAUAAUAGCAUAGGAGCACUAACUCCCAGAACAUCCAAUUCAGGAAAUGCUAAGAACAGACUAAUUCCUCAGCUUACAGUGCCAUUUGAAGCAGAGUUAGGGCUGUCUGCCCACUUAAAUCAGAGUGUAACUCUGUUUAGGGUACCGCUGUUAGCGAGCAAGGUAGAGCUGGACAGAAUAUCAAAUUGAUUGAUCAAGUCUCCUGGAUAUCCAUUUUACAGAUAAGGAUAAAGUUUUAAUGGUUAGUUUUCAGCCUCCAUCUUUUGUGAUUAAAAGUAGGGAGAGAAGUUGCUUUUUUAAAAACCUGUAACACAGAGAAAAUUGCAUACUACUUCAAGAAUGAUUGAGGCCGCUGUUCUAUUCAGACAAACUUGGACAAAGCCCUAGUGAAUUAAUUGUGACUUAUUUCAAAGUAAAGGUGGAUAGGAGUGAGCUACAAGUUUUUUCCCCCUCCUUCAUUUGGUAGCGAGCUGCCCAUGAAAAUCGUGGUUUUGUUUUGCUUUCCAUUCCAGUUGCUAGAUUUUAGUGCCAAAAUAAUGGUAUUAUUGAGCAAUUUCCUAAAGAUUUCCUGGUCUUAGGUGGAUGGGGGGGAUCAUCAAGGAGCCUUGGGGAAAACCCUUCCAUCAUAAUCCUGCUGCCAUUUAAUGCACAAUUGAUGUUCUGGGCUUGCACAGCCAUGAGUAAUAGUCCAUGCCAUCCCAUUGUGUGAACAAUGGUCAGCUCUUUGCUGUAAGAUACACACAUGGGGAAUUAUGUUGUUGUUUUAAUAGUUCUACAACUACUGUUUUGGACUACAUCCCCUAUGUAACUGUAACAUGCUUAAGGUUUACGAAGAUCCAGUGCUAAUGCAGAAAUUGACAGCAGCCAAGCACCUGUCAGCCACUUCCUAAUGUAUUUACGUAUUCUGUAGGAAUCAUGUGUCAUUCUGGUUGGAUAAUACGCAGUUAUGCCAAUAGUGGGCAAUGGUAUUACGAGCUCUGUAACACUGCUGCAUAUUAAGAUGCAUUAAUGAAUAUAUAUAUGAAGUGCCUUUGACAUAGAAGUGCGAGAUAAAUGUUUAUUGUUAUUUCCAAUUUUUCCAUGUUUUCAAAUUCAGGAUUACCAUGGUAUGGCACUAAGUUUUUCUUUCAGUUUUUGUCUUGAACAUGUUACAUACCUAAUAGUACUCCCCAGUCCUUUCAAAGAUCUGAUAUGUUCACGUCCAGCAGCACCUUCGGACCACAAGAUUUUUGGGAUACAAACUGGAAGCAAAGCUUCUUUUAUCAGAUACCAGCUUUGACUCCCAAAAGGUUACACCCUGAAUCUUGCUGGUCUCUUAAGGUGCUCCUGGACUUGAAUAGCUGUUCUACUGCAGCCCAACACAACUCACUUCUGAAACGGUUUUCAAAGAUUUGUUAAGUUUGGGUAGUUAGAAGAUGGGACUCUUUAUCCAGAUGGACUUUGUUAUUGCUUGUUAUAGUAUGCGGAAGAAACAAAUAUGAGUCUCGGCAAAGAAGUAUCUUUUUUAAAAAAUGUGUAAAGGAGCGUCAUCAGCUUUCUAUGUCAGAUAGCACCAGCAUCUUCAGGAAUUGAAGUAUUAUCAGUGCUUGGCAGAGUCUGAAAGGAACAUAUUUAAACAUAGAAAAAGCAAUAAAUAACAUCCUAAAGAUCAUUGC